UCCUUCAUCGCGUCGGUAACGCGUUACUACGUCUGUAUAUGGACCCCACCAUCCACCAAAGCAGCAAAGCUCUAUAUGACACCUUGGCUUUCGCCAUCCUCCCUUCAUCUCGAAUCCAAAGAGGAGAAGAAGCGAGAAGAGGCUUCCAGCAGAAAGCCACCGAAUUAGCUUUAUUUGUUUCAUAGUUAUCAGUUGGUGUUUGUGAGUGAAAGUUGGGAGGGAUGGCGGAGGAGCAGAAGCAGGAGGUGGAGGUGAAAGACCGGGGCCUGUUCGACUUCAUGGGGAGGAAGAAGGAGGAGGAGCAGGAGGUUCUGGUCGCCGGAGUGGAAAAGGUUCACAUAGAGGAGGGGAAGAAGGAAGAGAAAGAGGAGGAAAAGAAGGAGAGCUUGCUUGAGAAGCUCCACCGGUCUCACAGCUCCAGCUCUAGCUCGUCAAGUGAGGAGGAAGGAGGUGAGGGAGAGAACAAAGAGAAGAAGAAGAAGAAGAAAAAGAAGGGAUUGGUGGAGAAGAUCAAGGGGAAGAUCGGCGGCGAAGAAGAGGAGAAGCCGGCCGUGGUCGAGCAGGAGGUGGCGAUCGCCGCUGUGUCCUCCGAAAGCGAGGACUCCACAGUCAAGGUGGAGGUGGUGGACGAGAGUCUCAAAGUGGAGGGAGUCCCGGAGGAGGAGAAGAAAGGUUUCUUAGAAAAGAUCAAGGAGAAGCUCCCCGGCCACCACAAGAAGCCAGAGGAGGCCGCCGCCCCGGCCGCAGAGUGCGCCGGCCAGGGGACGAAGGAGCACGAAACCGAUCAUGGACAUGAGGGGAAAGAGAAGAAGGGCAUACUAGGGAAGCUCAUGGAGAAGCUGCCCGGCUAUCACAAGAAUGGUGGCGAGGAGAGUGAGAAGGCCGGUGCUACCCACUAGAAGGAAAGCUUGAUACAUAUCCUUCUUAAUGUUUGUUUUUGGAUGUUUUUCUCUAUCAUGAUGUAUGUUGGAUUGCCACUGUUUGUUUGUUGGUAUUCUUAAGUUGUUUGUUUGUUGGUCCAUCUUGGAUGUGAUAUGAUUAGGUAUGCUCUUGCUUUUUGUUGUUAUUUUUUGCCGCUAGGCAAGAAGGAUACCCAAGUAUUGAUAUAUAUAUAUAUAUGUACUUGUUUCAUGGUGCAUAAAUGCCUACUAGUGAUAUAAUUGUUUGGUA
This is a messenger RNA of Phoenix dactylifera (date palm), 1170 nucleotides long. Its product is annotated as dehydrin COR410-like. Gene Ontology annotation, cellular component: cytosol; membrane. Lineage: Eukaryota; Viridiplantae; Streptophyta; Magnoliopsida; Arecales; Arecaceae. Gene Ontology annotation, biological process: response to abscisic acid; response to water deprivation; cold acclimation. The record is from RefSeq and is a predicted model, not a curated record.